Messenger RNA from Zea mays, 2668 nucleotides. RefSeq lists its product as uncharacterized. The record is from RefSeq and is a predicted model, not a curated record. Bases 923 to 2164 code for a protein of 413 amino acids. The transcript is spliced from 9 exons. Lineage: Eukaryota; Viridiplantae; Streptophyta; Magnoliopsida; Poales; Poaceae.
CUUUCUCCCCCACUAUUUUCUCCAACCCUAAUCGCCGCCGCCGGGACACGACCGCCGUCGAUGACCUGCCCCCUCGACCAGGUACCUCACCGCCACCGCUGGGACACAUCUGCUGUCGACGACCUGCCCCCUCGACCAGGUACCUCACCGCCGCCCCCUUACCUCUCAUCGCGUCGAUGAGCUGCGUCGUCGCCGACUUCACUCGCCGCAUCCCGCUCUAUCUCAUUGCCAUCCGCAUUUCUCUCGCCCCUUCCACCUAACACGCCCCAUCCACCUUUCUCUCGCCAACCCCUAAACUCUAACCAUCGCUGGAUUUGGGUCAUCGUAGACGACCUUGAUGGUGAACACAAGGAGUCACAGAAGUCAGAAAGGUCCACAAGAAGAAGAAGUUAAACAUGAGCUAACUGAUUAUGAGAGAAGACGAGAUAAACAAGUGGAGGAGAAUAUAAAGAAGAUGCAAGAUUUGAGUCUGAACAAAUAUACUUCUAUUCUAAAUAAAUCUUUAUCACCAUUUGCAUCAACAAAGGGGAAAAAUGCAGCAAACAAGAUAACUAAUAGUUCAGAUUCAGAUUCAUAUGUAUCUGUCUAUCUCCUUGACGAUGAUGAUCAAGGAAAUACUGAUGAUGAUGACACUGAAUCUUAUGAGCAGCCACAACCCCUGGCAAUUAAGUUAUCUAGAAGAGCUAGAAACACAACCCUUGCUUCAAAGAAGAAGAGAAACCCCAACAUGGCUCCAGGAAUUAGGUUCAGCAAGAGAGUGAGGGCAGGUCCACAACCAGAGGAGCAAUCAUAAAAAAGGCUUCACUCUACAGAGACAGAUGACCACAAUGUACAGGAACCAACAGAUGCUAAUGAUGACAUACCAAACAGCCCUACUACACCUGGACUUGCUGAUCAUUUCAGCAGAGCUGCAGAGGAAGCCAUGGCAUCUGCUGCUCAUGACAGUACAGGUGAUGCUGAAGGCAACAACCCUACUAUAGCUGGACUUGCUGAUCAUUUCAGCAGAGCUGCAGAGGAAGACAUGGCAUCUGCUGGUCAUGACAGUACAGGUGAUGCUGAAGGCAAUGUAGCUAGAGAUGAAGAAACUGAAGCUCCUACACAACGAGCACCAUGGAGACCCAGGGCAGCAACUAAGGGAAAACAAUUGGACAGGAUGACUAAAGUUAUGCAAAGGAGACUGCCCAUAGCUGUCGAGGAAGGCAAAAAAAGGCCACAUGAACCUGUUCAAGCUGCCAAGUUUGCAUCAGAGGCUGGUAUCAUUAUUUGGGAAACCAUGCCUAUCCUAACUCGUUGGAAAGAUUACAAGGACGACCAGAAAUACUACAAUAGCUUUGUGUCACAGCUAAAUGGGCGCUUGUCCGUUAACACUGAGGACAAGGCAACAAAGGAAGCUUGCACCGAUAUGCUACGCUCUGCGUUAAAAAACCAGCGUUAUCGGCUCAAGCAGAAAUACUUCAAUGGUGUACCUGCAAAUGAGAUUAGGACAACUUCUCCUGUAUCUUACAUGACUGAUGAACAGUGGAGGGCAUUAGUUGCAAAGUGGUCUGAUCCAAAGAACAUGGAAAUAAGUGAAAAGAACAAGCAGAACCGCAGUCAAGUCAAGUUUCAUCAGGCUACGGGUUCUCGCUGCUAUGUGGCACACUUACAUGCAUAUAAGCAGAAGAGAAACAGAGAAGAACCCAGCUUAGAUCAGACUGAAGAACUAGAUGUGGUGGACGCCUUCAAGACCUGCCAUACUAGCUCCAAACGUGGCCUGAUUGAACCGGCAAGAGAAGCACUUUAUCGUAUGGAGGCUUUGAGGGCUGAACCUGUUGCUGAAGGUGAGAUUGCAGCAUCCAGUGUGCACCUAGUGUCCAAGGUGUUGUCCCAGAGUAGCUCACACCAAUUCCUGAAGAGCGUUGGCAUCAAAACAUCGGCAUCCUCCAAGGCAUCAUCAUCAAAUCAAAGUGAGCUUCGGGAACAACUUGCAGCUGAAGCGACGGCUGCUGUUCAAGGUGAACUCGACCAGCUCAGGAAGAAAUGUGAAGAAGCUGAGGAACAACAGGCGACGACACAAAGGGAGUUGGAGGAGUACAAGAAGAUAACAGAGAAGAACAACAAGGAGAUGGAGGAGACCAAUGUGCUCAUCAAGAAGCUCUUGUCCUUGCAUGAUGUCUUACAAUAGGCGCCGAGGUGGAAGGUGUGCCUAGCAAGAGCAACAAACACCCCAAGAUGAAGCCCCCAGCAGCAGUUGCCACCACCACCCCCAAUGACAAUCGAGCAGAUGUUUCUGAUGCAGACUCAGGCAGUCCAAGCGAUUGGUUAGACCCUGGCAGCCAUGCAAUAGGUGCAGCAGCAUGCGGAGUUCAUGAGGGGUCAUCCCCAAGUGUUUGCUCACUCUGCAGACCCCAUGGACGCCGAAGACUGGUUGCACACAGUGGAGCGGGAGCUACAUACCGCUCAGUGCAAUGACCGGGAGAAGGUCCUAUAUGGUCCUGGUGGGAGUCCUACCUCGCCACCCAUGCUGACCCUGAAGCCAUCACAUGGGAGGAGUUCAGAGACAACUUCCGUCGGUACCACGUGUAACACCCCUGGUGUUACUUCUACUAAAGCUUGGGCAUAACAUCGUAAGCCUUGGCAUAUCAUGUAAUACAUUCACCAGACAAAAAAUUCAAACAAGUUGAAUUGA